AUGACAAAAAGUAUAAUUAAUGCACUUAUUGGAAUUUUAGUGAAAGAUAAUAAAUUAAAUAUCAAUGAUUUUGCUCCCGUACCUGAAUGGAAUAAUCCUAAUGAUCCUCGUCAUUCAAUUACAUUAAAAAAUUUAUUACAACAGACAAGUGGUUUAGAUUUUAUCGAAAAUUAUCAAAGAAAAAGUGAUGUGACACAAAUGUUAUAUCAAAGUGGUGAUAUGGCUGCAUUUGCUGCUUCACGUACAUUAAAAUUUAAACCAGGUACUCAUUGGUAUUAUACAAGUGGAAAUACGAAUCUAUUAUCACGAAUUAUUCGUCAUACAAUUGGAGAAAAUGAAUAUCAUUCAUUUCCUUAUCGAAAAUUAUUUUCUAAACUUGGUAUGAAUAGUUUUAUUAUGGAAGUUGAUGCAUCAGGAACUUUUGUUGGUUCAUCUUAUUCAUGGGGUACUGCUCGUGAUUGGGCUCGGUUUGGUUUAUUAUAUUUAAAUAAUGGAUAUUAUAAUAAUGAACAAAUCUUAUCUGAAGAAUGGAUAAAACAAACGAUAACUAAUGCUAAUUCAAAUCAACAUGGCCACUAUGGACUUCAUUUUUGGUUAAAUACAGAAGAAAACAAUAAUUCAUCUACACGAAGAUUUCCAAAUGUACCUGCAGAUAUGUUUUAUGCAGCUGGUUUUGAUGGACAACGUGUAUUUAUUAUUCCAUCGAAGAAAUUAGUGGUCGUUCGUUUAGGUUUAGCAAGAACACCAAAAGAAGAAUUUGGUGCAAAUGAAUUUUUAAAAAAUGUUAUUAACUCAAUUGAUUCAUAA
Molecule: messenger RNA, 807 nt
Organism: Rotaria sordida
Lineage: Eukaryota; Metazoa; Rotifera; Eurotatoria; Philodinida; Philodinidae
Source: the annotation of a GenBank genome assembly